Molecule: messenger RNA, 9460 nt
Organism: Myripristis murdjan (pinecone soldierfish)
Lineage: Eukaryota; Metazoa; Chordata; Actinopteri; Holocentriformes; Holocentridae
Product: microtubule-associated protein 4
Exons: 18
Coding region: 76-4458 (1460 amino acids)
Biological process (GO): microtubule cytoskeleton organization; neuron projection development
Cellular component (GO): neuron projection
Molecular function (GO): microtubule binding
Source: RefSeq, a predicted model, not a curated record
GGAGGGCGGAUCGUAGUGGUGACAGCGACGCUCGGAGACUCCCGACAAACUGUCAAAAAGCAGACAACUAACGCCAUGGCGGAGUUAGACCUGAGUCUCAGCGACGCGCUGACAGACAGCGUUCCCCAGUCGGGCACAGAGGACCUGGUGGAGAGGGACUUUGUGGCUCAGCUGGAGGCCGAGACCUUUGACGACCAGGUUGGGGAGACUGUGGGCAAGAUGGACUACAUUCCCCUGCUGGACAAUGAUGACACCAGGCCAGACACGGGUGCUGCAUUGGAGAAUGGAGAGAAGGAGGCUCAGGGGGCACAAAAGCCUGGUUGUAAGCUGACAGCGGGGGGACAGACAUCAGCGUUGCGCCCAGAGCCACAGGGAGAGGUGCGGCCACGCUCACUCGACCAGCAGGCCUUGGCUUCAGAUUUCCUAGCAGCCUCCAUGGCAGAUUAUUCAGAUCCUCUGGGCUCCCAGACCAGUCCUGCCCAAAUGAUGGACUCUGGUGCAAUGGGAGCUUUUACAGGUUUUUCCCAGCCUGCAUUGGGAGUGAUGGGGGUGAAUAUCGAGGUGGGUGCUGCACCCCUCUCAGCAGAGAGGCCUCCCAGUAUAGCCGAGCCCCAGCAACCCUCGACCCCUGUGGGCUCUGACGCUCCCAAACAGCACAGCCCCAUGCUGCCUGAACCCCAGCCACCUCGCAGCCCACUGGACCUGUCUGCAGGUGCCUUAGGCGACUGCUGGCCAGACGAGGCCGGCUGCUUACCGAACGACCUCCCUUUCACUCCCAGUGUCUCCUCGGUGAUCAGUCGCCAUGCCAGCCAUCUAGCAGCCAGCCCUGAUGACCCACCCGACAGCUGGCCUAGCCGAGAAAGCUCUGCCUAUGCUGGAGGUGAUGAGAAGGAAGGAGACGGAUUGGACCGCAAACAGAAGAAGAAGAAGAAAAGGAGACCAAAAGAUGAGGGAUCUUAUGAACAUCUGGAUAGAGGUCAGUUUGAUUUGCAAGGCUUGGGAGAGAGCAGUCCCACCACAGAGGAGUACCACCACAGGGUGGGUCCACGACGAGACAGAGGAGCAGAGGGAGGCUGGGAGGAGCAGCUGGGGAAGAGCGGAGGCCGAGGGAAGAAGGGGAAGAGCAGGAAGAAGCUUCCAGAGGAGUGGGGGGUGAUGGCAGAACCAUUUGUCCCUUCCUCCGCAGCAGCUUCUCAGAUCUCAGCAGAGGUGAUGAUGGAUCUGGGGAGCUCAACUCAGCCACACCUGGACACCUCCUUCCCCAGCAUGGGUACCAGCCUGAGCCCUCGGAGCAAGGAGUUUUACCCUGAUGAAGGCCUAAUCUCUCCCCCUCUUUCUGAAGACCUGUUUUCCCACACAGCUGCCAAUGUCAGCCCAUUGGUCUUGAACAGCGAGCUGAAAGCCACCGCAGCUCCAUUCACUAUGCCCUCCAACAACAACAACACAACACUGGGCUCCCUUCCCAAGGCUCCUUGCCCUGGUGACCCAUUUGCUUCCAGUUACCAUGACCUCCUGAUGGAUAGUGAAAAUGCCAGCCUGGGCAACACUACGGAGGCAUUUUCUCCACCUCUCUCCCCAGAGAGUGAGAUGGUGAGCAGUGACAUGGUUGACAGCGGUAUGUUUGAGCACACUAGAUCCCUCACAGAGUCUUGUGUGCAGGUUGUUUAUGAGGGCGAUACCUCAGCUUUCAGCCCUGCCUCCCAGCCAAGCCCUGACAUAUCCCCAAAGGAGAAUCACGGUGAGGUCGUAGCUUCAGCCCCUCCUCUCUCACCUUCAGAGGCUUCCUGGCUCCUGAAUGACUCCCAGCUGAGCAGCAACAGUGAGCCGUUUGACUACAGUGACAUCGCCACCCAAGGUCUUCCUCUGACUUUGGGCCUGGCCUUCGACACCCCAAGCCCAGCCCCUCUGCGCUCCCCAAAAACCACAGCACAAGAAUUGCACACCCAGCCCAAGGAGCACAAAGAUGCCAAAUCGGCUCAGAAACAAUCCAGAAAGUCUCGUUCUUCAUCAUCCUCUUCCUCCUCCAUCAAGAGUCCCACCUCUCCAGGAGCACAAAAAUUCCCUCCAGAGGCCUCCCCUUUCCUCGACUCCUCUUCCCCUCCACUGGUCACCACACUGGGAACUCCUGGCUCUGGCUUAAAUCCUGCAGCUAAGCCCUUCUUCCCCAGCUUUGCUGAUCCUAUGGAAGCACCAGCUGUGGUCCCUACAGUGGCCCCCGUCAUUGAAGUGAAAUCAGACAAUAUGGACAAGACCGAGAAGAAAGAGCAGAUGCUGGAGGACAGCGUAAAGAAGAUUGACCAGUUUGACCCUCUCGACAAAGCUGAGAAGAAGGAUGAGAAGGUGGAAAACACAAGCAGUGAGACUCCAGCUAGGGUAGAGAAAGAGAUGGAGAAAGACAAACAGAAAGAGUCAGAAACACAGAGAGAGAAAGAAAAAGAGACAGAAAAAAAUAAAGAAAAAGAGAAGGAAAAUGAGAAAGAGCUGGAGAAAGUGGAGUCAAUGCAGAAGGUAGAAAAAAUGGAUAAAAUGGAUAAGGUAGAGAAAACACCAGACAAGUUGGAGCAGACAGACAAAGUAGAAAAAGUCGAUAAGACAGAGAAGGUAGAGGGCAAAGGUGAGAAAGUGGAUAAGAUGGAUAAAGAUGUUAAGGCCGACAAAAUAGAAAAGAAUGAAAAGACAGAGAAGCUGGAGAAGACAGAGAUGCGAGAUGGCAAAGAGCAAAAUGUCGACAAAAUGGAAAAGACCCCAGAAAAACAGCCGACACCCGUCAAGUUAGACACCAGUUUUGACAAGCUGGAGAAGCAGCCAGACACAGAAACAAAGGACAAAGUGGAGGAGGAAGAAAUCAUGACGAAAAAGGCAGAUGCAGACAAAGCCAACAAGACAGACAAGGUGGAGAAACCAGUGGAAAAGAGUGAAAAAGAAGAGAAGCAGGACAAAAUGGUGGGAAAAGAGGGUGAACAAAAGACUGUAGAGAAAAAAGAUGAAAAGAAGGACAAGGCUGCGAAAGCAGAUGCAGGUGAAAAGGCCAAAAAACCUGCCAGCAAACCUGCAACUAAUGGAAGCAACGCGACACCAAACAAAGACCUGCCCAGCGCAGACAAGAAGACCAAGCUUGCUCCUGGGGCGACCAAACCAAGCGCUGCCGCCAAAUCGCGGCCAAGUACAGCAACCACCACUGGUGGUUCAGCUGUCACCACCACUAAACGCCCCGCAACCACUUCCACCUCAGCCACCCUCAGCAAAAAAACACCCACAGCCAAAGCAGCGCCCACUGCGGCCACUGGCCCUAAGCGGCCCUCCACCACCACUACCAGCCGCCCCUCCACCUCAACCACCACCACCACCACCACUUCACGUGAUGUCAAGCCCAAGACGGCUACAGAGAAGCGCCCCCCUGUGCCAAAGGCCAGCACUGCGCCUCCUGCCCGAACCAGCGCUACUGCCACCACCACCAAAAAUGGCACGGCUGCCACAGCAACCAGUAAAACUGCUACAUCAACACGCACAACAGCACCUACCCGCACUGCUACCACCACUGCAGCCAAAAAGCCUCUAGCCACUAAAACGGACGGUAAACCAGGAGAAGAGAAGAAGCCCAGCACUCUGAAAACAGCCGAUUCCACCAAGCCCAAGACCACCACCACCCGCAGUGUGGCUUCCACCUCCAGCACCGCCACUGCCUCCCGCACUCGAACCACAACCACCAAACCUGCCACUGUUUCCUCCAACACUGGCGCGGCACCAGAGAAGAAGCCCACAGUGCCCCGUGCCCCCCGCACGGCUUCUUCAACCACAACUACCACCACCACAAAGACCACGGCUCGCCCCGCUACAGCGCCGACCCCUGACAUCCGUAACGCCCGUUCUAAGAUCGGCUCCACAGACAAUAUGAAGCACCAGCCUGGAGGAGGGAAGGUGUUUUCUGCCUCUCAGAGCAGAGGUGACGCCUCCAAAGAAACCAGCCAGGGCAAAGUUCAAAUAGUCUCCAAAAAGCUGGACUUCAGCCACGUCACGUCUCGCUUGGGCUCCAAGGACAAUAUGAAGCAUGUUCCUGGUGGAGGGAAUGUGCAGAUACUAAACAAGAAGGUGGACUUGAGUAAGGUGACAUCAAAGUGUGGCUCCAAGGACAACAUUAAACACAAGCCUGGCGGUGGUGAUGUGAAGAUCGAGAGCCACAAAGUGAACUUUAAGGGAAAGCCCAAAGUUGGCUCCAUGGACAACCUGGGCCACUCGCCUGGCGGAGGAAACAUCAAGGCUGAGGGGGCCCAGGAGACAACAGAGGGGAAUGGGACGCCCCUGAGUGGCACCCCGGCCCCAGCCCCAGGCUCCGAGCCAGGGCAGGCAGGAAGCCCUGCUGCCCAGGAGAAUGGGCUGAAGGAGGGGGCCCCCUGUGGUAGCAAGGGCCUCCAGGAGCCCCAGGGUCUGGACUCAAGCAUCCCAGAGACAAGCAUUUAAUUCUGCUAUCCCUCUGCCCUCUUCAUCUCAACCCCCUCAACAUCACCUGUUCCCCCUUCCCACCUUCUUCCUCUCUAAUUUCUCUCUCUCACUCUCCCUUUUCUACUCUUUCCUCUCUCUACUUUUUUUUUCCAACCUCUCUGCUGCAGAUUGAGUCUUUCAAGCUCAACUUCCGCGAGAAUGCCCGCUCUCGCACGGACCAUGGCGCCGACAUCAUCACCUGGCCAGCCCACCAGGGCAACAGCCCCCACCAAUAUCCCUCUCCGUUGUUCUCCCACCACUACUCAACUCCUCGCAGUGUCUCCCUCAACGAGUCCUUGGCCACAGCUGGCUGUCUCAGGUCCCCCUCCGCCCCCUCCCUGCAGCAUCUCCGGGGGGGAGUCCAGGGGGACAGCGGUAGCCUUGUAACAGGAUCGUGACCUUUUUUUUCACGCCCCUGUCAGCUGCUUACAUCCCCCUUCAUCUUUGACUUCCCGUUGCAGAUUUGUGACUCAGAUUGCCCCUCACUGGUACACAGGAUCUAACCCUACUACUCCGCAGUCAAGCUCAUUCUGUCACGCUGCUGUUGAUCCAUAAGCAUCCUUAUCUCUUACAUGUGAACCCAUCAUCAUAUGCCAUCUAGAUUAUUGUCACCCCUUCGCCUCUGCACUACUGCAAUCCCAUGCCCCCCUCCCCUCCCUGUUCCCCAUUUAUUUGGCUGAGCUGACUUUGUAUAUAGACUGAGCUUGGGCCUGGGUGGGAGUACAUGGGCGUUGAAAGGAUGGCAAGGCAUUCUCUGAUAUUCUGUUUGUUGUAUUCAUCGUCAUCAAGCCGGUUGGCCUGGAAUCACCAGUUUCAGUUGGAUCCUCUGUAGACAGACUGGUGAUGGGCUUCACUCUCUUCUUGGACCCUCCGUCAUCUCUCCUAACAACAACAGUGCUCAUUUCAUUUAUCAACUGAUCACCACUUCAACAUAGGAAACCCUCUUGGACUUAGCUGUGGCUUCUGUACGCCGAGUCAAAACGCAUAGCAUCCCUUGUAUUUGUAACCGUAGGGACUGUCAGUUCCCAGUAACCAUUGACUCUUUGCUUCAUUAAACACUGGCUUACCACUUGCUCAUUGUCCAUCUCAUCCACUUCCUCACUCACUGCCUGCAUUUCCAGAUUCAUCAUAAGAGCAGUCACCCUAAACAAGCUGACAAACAAACAAACAAACAAAAAAAAGCUAAAGUACUUGUAGGCUGUUUGAACCAUUUUAGGCUAUUUAACUCUCUUUAUUCUCUGUGUUUGUGAUGAUGUGUUUGAGUGAAUAAUACUGUAUGAACUUUGGUGUUCUGUUCUUAUCUUACUUAUUUUCUCUCUUUCUCGACUUCUUCUGUUUUCUUUUUCCUCGUCCUUUUUUUUUUAGUUUCAAAAAGGUUUUAUUUAUUUAUUGUAUGUUUCUUCUUGUAUAAGCAAUACAGUGGAUGGUCUUUUGCUGAUAGCACUCAGAAACUCUUGGAAACACGCACAGGUUCAUCUAAACUAAGGCACACAGUGAUGAGGGAGUCAAUAUUCAGAAGGAGGAAGAAUGUGUAGAAGGUGUUGAUAGAAGGGUAGAGACGGGUGAAGAAGACAUUAGGAUUUAAAGCAUAUUGUACAUUUGUGGCAAAAAAAGAUGUUUCAAACAAUAAACCGAAGACAUCGUACAACCUGAAAGUAUCUAAAAUACAACAGAGGAAGUUGACUCUAAAAGAUUUUUGGAGCAUGCAGUCUAGAGGGAGGUGUGGAAGAUGUCUCAAUGCUGUGGAUGAGAAGUGUCUCUGAAGUUGAAGGAACUGUGUAUCUUGUACGUGCCUCCUGUCCUGCUUACCUGAAAACUUCUUGGUGGAGAGACUGACAGAGAAAGAGAGGGAGAGAGAGAGAAAGAGAGAGAGAGAAUGUCAUAGCUCACGAAACAGAAAUAAAUGUAGGAGCCACCUGGUAUUGCUGUUGUAAGGAUAUUCUGUAGCUCAAGCUGUUCUGGUAGUUGUGAGUAGUCAUGGCUGUUUCCCAUUUCAGGUGUUUUAUGAGGGUGAUGGUAGCAUGUUUUAUGACAAACUACAAGCUUCAACUGGAUACAAAAAGACCUAUAUGAUGUAUUCAGUACUUUUCUUGUCAGGGUAUUGGCCGUGGAACAUGAUGUGGCUUAUCCUCUUCUCUUGUAGCAAUGUACUCAACUGUUGCCUCCAAUUGCCUUUAUAAUGCAUGGCCAGAUAGUAUAAUAUCAUGCCCAGAACUGAAAGCCUAUGUGCAUUAUGACUUGCAGUGUCGUGGUUUAAUACUUAUGUCUUUCCUUGGGGCAAUCCUUGUCAGUUGAUAUAGUAUUUUUCCUUGUUACUCAAAUGAUGAUUUUCAAUGAUGAUGGGCAGGAAAACAGAGUGUUUGAUUUCUGUAGUUGUCACCUUUUAAUGUCACACUCACACUUGUCGAUUCCAACCACGUGUUCUGUAUAAUGACGCUGUGGCCCACGCUCACUGACAUGAGCUAUUCAAGGGAUGUUAUUCUUUAUAAAAAUUCAGUAUAGUAAGCUAUAAUCCCACUGAUAAGCCAGCAACAAAAAUCGCUAAAAUUGCUAAGACUGAUUCUGCACAUUGCUCAUUAGCCAGCAGGUACUGCAUCAUAUCUUGGCCAAAGUUUGAUUUUAGUGCCACAGUGUUUAGAUCUAGCAAAAAAAAAAAAAAGAAAAAGAAAGAAAAACAGCAUCACAGCAUGCUAAUGCAGUGGUAAAGGAUUUUUUUGGAUGAGCUAUGAAUUAAAAAAAAAAAAAAAAUGAACUCCCAUCAGAGCACAAUGCGAAGAAUGCAAUAUGUGUCAGCAUGUCAAAAGCAUCAUCAGAUUUUUCCCAAUUUACCCCCACAAAUUAAUGAAGUCUCUAUCAGUGUAGACUGGUUUUAUAGACAAUUCUGAUUAUUUAUUGGGUUUAUUCACUUUUUAAUCCACAGCUUUGUUUGAUGCCAUGAAGCUACAAAACACUCCUGAGUUUGUUUGUUGAUUUUUUUUUUUUUUUUUUUAAUUCCAAUUAACACUUUAAUGUUAAAGUGUGGAAUCAAAUCAGUUGCACCUUAACGCUUGCAUAUAUCAAAGAAGGCUCACUGUGAUGGAGUGGUGUUAUUUUAUUAAUGGUUAAAAUACCCCUCAAAAAACAAGUGACUCUAAAUUACUUAAUUUUGAAGGAGCAUUGCACAUGCUCUCAUAAACAGAGCAAUAAAGUGAAUUGAAGUGCCCCCCUUUUCCUCUCAGUUAUGAAAUACUGUUAAUUCCAGUAUUUAUUCAUGAUAGUCAUCAUUUUGUUUCAAAAUGAAAGUAUCCCUUUCAAUUUGAGAAAUAAUUAGUAGAGCCAACCAAGAAAGAUGUUCUGACAGAUACGGGCAAUACUUUUUACUCAAAGACUAAUUUCUUCUUUAAGUGGAAGUGUUUAAGAUGUGGAUGUUAGGACUGCGUCUUGGUGAAAAGAGCAGCUGUUGCUGUGGUUUGCGAAAUUUCUUUGUUUGAACCACGGUUCGCACCUAACAAAAUUUUUCCUCGUGCCUGUCCACAGUCAUGUUUUUAUCUUUUGCUUUUACCCCCGAGUUAUUUACUUACCACUAGCACACUUCUGAGAUUGCACACACAUGUAUAUAGAAAUUUUAAUGUUCAUGCACUCGCCACAAGAACAAAAACAUCCCAAGCAACAGCAGCAACAACAACAACAGGGGGUUAUAAGGUUGUUAAGAAUAGCUUUUAUGUUCAUCUACCUUUAAUGGUUUAAUGGUAGGAAGUGUUUUAUCAUGACUAUUAUUCUGAUCAUUAUUAUUAUGACAAUAUUAUUGUUAUUGAGCAAGUCUGCCUUUUUCUUAUGAAAGCGGCCGCUGAAGUGAAAGAAUGUCUUUUGAGAUAUAAUGUACUUAAGAUGCGACACUUUUGUAUAUGUAUUUAUCGUUGUGUUCCAGUAGCCUCAUGGUGGUUGUGCUCCAAAGUGUUGGUAGGGGUUAAACUGUUGGGCAGGUUGUUCUUGUUGGGGCCAGUUUGGGCGAUGCUGUCUGUUUACAGCCAGUUGCACAAACUCUAUCCUGGAGGCACACAACAAGAUUUAACACCAAUACAAAGUCAGCUUGAAAAUCCAAUAAAACUAAAUUUCUUAAAAGUUCUGUUAAAGUGGCUCAAUUUAGAAAUGUUGGACUUGCAGCACCUAAUUCAAGGAUUUUUCAUAUAAAAAUGUAGUGUGCUUGUACCCUGAGCAACAGCGCUCAACCAAACCUUUAAAACAUGCCCACAACUCCAGUCUUAAGAAUUGAUGAUAAUGUUCUAAUAACCUGGCAAAUAUCUCUUGAUAAUAACGUUGCAGGAUACAGUGCCCUCUGCUGGCUGAUAUGAAAACAGGACAAGGCAGAGGUGAGGCUGAAGCUAAUUAAACUUACUGAAAUAUACUAUAAGAUAUAUUACACAGUGGACCAGGGAAUUUCUUGUUAAAGCGGGUAGUGGGUGUAGAGGCCCAUGUAUUGGCCUAUAAUUUAGGACUUUUGCUGCCCAGCAUAUCAACACACAUUGGUCAUUACAUAUGACACAACAACACAGCAAUACACUCACACACACACCUGCCCUGGAGAGUCACAACCAUCCAGACUCUUAACACGUCCUUAUUUAAGUUAAAGACUAACUGUAGCUGUCAGGUUUAGCUUGGGUUAUGAAGGCUCCUCAGUAAUUUAUCCUAGGAGCUUUGUAGAGCUGCAUCUACUGCUGGCACACAUACCCGACAUGCAAAUAUACUACUAGAUAAUAACACCUACUGCACCCACAGAGCAUGCAGAAAAAAAAAAAAAAACAAUGGGAUGUGUUAGGUAGACUUACUAUGUCAUUUGCAGAACUUCCUCAUUGUUUUGUUUUGUUUUGUUUUUUCUUUUUUGUUUUUCUUUUUUCCAUUAAUUUUGAAUUCUAUUUUUUGGUUUGAAAGAAGUGUUUAUUGUGAUUACUUGUUAAUUAGUGAUGUGAUUAUUAAACAUGAAAUAAAAUGGAUAAACUGUUUA